Messenger RNA from Triticum urartu, 1095 nucleotides. Its product is annotated as peptidyl-prolyl cis-trans isomerase-like. Gene Ontology annotation, molecular function: peptidyl-prolyl cis-trans isomerase activity; protein binding; cyclosporin A binding. Gene Ontology annotation, biological process: protein peptidyl-prolyl isomerization; protein folding. Gene Ontology annotation, cellular component: cytoplasm. Lineage: Eukaryota; Viridiplantae; Streptophyta; Magnoliopsida; Poales; Poaceae. The record is from RefSeq and is a predicted model, not a curated record.
AUGGAGGGCGCCGUCAGCGAUGGCAAUGGCGUGUGCUUCCCCUACGACGUGCUACUCGACAUCCUCCGCCGCCUCCCCCGCCGUGCCGUCGCCAAUUCCCGUUGCGUCUGCCGUGUGUGGCGCGCCCUCCUCGACGCCCACAAGCCCCUCCCUCCAAUGGUGUUCUUCGACGUGACCAUCGGCGACGCCCCCGCAGGCCGCAUCGUGAUGGAGCUCUUCGCCAAGGACGUGCCCAAGACGGCGGAGAACUUUCGCGCGCUCCGCACCGGCGAGAAGGGCGUCGGCAGGAGCGGCAACUACAAUUCGGUUUGGCAUGAAUCUUGCUCGAACGGCGAGAGUCUCUGUCGUUUAGGCCUGCGAGCGGCCGCGGCGACCGUGUCCUCUCACCAGCUGGGCGGCAUUGUCGACGCAGAUCGAUCUGCGCGCAUGCCGGCCGCCCACAUGGAGGGCACCGUCGGCGACGGCAAUGGUGUAUGCUUCCCCUACGACGUGCUACUCGACAUCCUCCGCCGCCUCCCCCGCCGCGCCGUCGCCAAGUCCCGCUGCGUCUGCCGUGUGUGGCGCGCCCUCCUCGACGCGCACAAGCCCCUCCCCCCGAUUGUGUUCUUCGACGUGACCAUCGGCGGCACCCCUGCAGGCCGCAUCGUGAUGGAGCUCUUCGCCAACGACGUGCCCAAGACGGCGGAGAACUUCCGCGCUCUAUGCACCGGCGAGAAGGGCAUCGGCAGGAGCGGCAAGCCGCUGCACUACAAGGGCACAGCGUUCCACCGUGUGACCCCCGACAUCAUUAUCCAGGGCGGGGACUUCACCAAGGGCAACGGCACCGGCGGCGAGUCCAUCUAUGGCGGCAAGUUCCCCGACGAGAAUUUCAUCCGCAAGCACAUCAAGCCCGGGAUGGUCUACAUGGCCAACGCGGGGCCCAACGCCAAUGGCUCCCAGUUCUUCAUUUGCCUCGUCCCCUGCCCUUGGCUUGACGGCAAGCACGUAGUCUUUGGCGAGGUCGUCGAGGGCAUGGAUGUCCUCAGGAACAUCGAGAAGGUGGGCUCCCUCAGCGGCAGCUGCACCAUGCCCGUCGUCAUCGCCGAUUGCGGCUAG